Cantharellus anzutake is the source of this 1640-nucleotide messenger RNA. RefSeq lists its product as uncharacterized. The record is from RefSeq and is a predicted model, not a curated record. The transcript is spliced from 5 exons. Lineage: Eukaryota; Fungi; Basidiomycota; Agaricomycetes; Cantharellales; Hydnaceae. Bases 286 to 1608 code for a protein of 440 amino acids.
UUCACUUCUUUCAUCGACGCACACCAUUCCCUGCCUUAUCACGUACAUUGUCACUCGCUUGUCUUGCUGCGCUCAAGCCUUCUUUCAAUUCUCUGCUAUUGAGUGUUCCCACUUACGUAAAAUUGCGAUGCAUUGAACAAUCAUUUUGAGUCAGUUCUGUUGACAGCAAAGUGCGUUGCUAACAUCAGGCCUUAUCGAUACACCGCCAGCAGAUUUAGUAGGUUGCUCGCCUUUAAGCCUCGUUCAGCAGUACUCUUUAAUGCUAGUUGUCUUACAUGCAGAACUAUGGACGGUACCCUAGCAGUCGAGCUUAUGCUCGAUAUCUUUGAACAUGUUGUCUUCAAGGGAGGCCACGACGACUGGAAGGCAUUGAUAGCACUGUCGCACGUCUCCCAGAAGUGGCGGAAUUUGUUGCUGAUGAAUACUCCUAUGUGGCGUCACAUCUCCCUCCCCAUAGGAAUCCAUCAAGAGAGAAGUUGGGAACGGUGUUAUGUGUGGCUUGAAAGGUCUCGGUCAUCUCUUGUCGACAUCUCCCUGUGCGUAUCCGAUCAGGGGCACCUAAGUCAAGGGCCAAACACGACCCGGAGGUCCUCGGACCGCUACUUGUAUAAUAUUCAUCGAUGCUCCUCACUUCUCCUAGACUACAUCAACGGAACGGACAUAACUGAUAUUAUUCUUACCACUCUGCUCCGGCUCCCACCCCAACCCAGUCUACGGAAGCUCUCCUUCAGAUGCACAGGAUCCACUUCCGUUGGGUGCGCUGCGUUGUGGCCCAAUAUCCAAAAUGUUCGACUUUGGAGCGUCGAUCGGCUGAUCGCCCCCGGACUACGGAACCUCACAUCGUUCCAUUAUUCGGCAAGUCAAGACCUCCUGAUAUCUUUCAUUUACGCUACGAGUCAUGACCAUGAAGCCACUCAAAGGCUAUUCACGAUGUCAUCGUUGAAACGUCUUCUCGUACACAGUGGACCCCGCAUGUUGACAUACAUGAUGCGCCAUGUCUCCAUUCCAUUUGUUGAAUACCUUGGAGUUGCCAUCGACAGAACACAUGAGCUGGACUGGGAUUAUAGUGGACCCGAUAGAGACCCACCGACCCUCAUGACGUUUUAUGAUUCCGUCUUUCCAUAUCUCCACCAUGCUGACUUUGCUCAUGUCCCAUUGAGCCUCAUCCAAGCUACACUUUCACGGUCGCCAAAUUUGAGUACCCUUGCGAUCAACAAUGAGGCGGAAGGGCUUGCUUGCACGGAACAUUUGGCCAAGCUUCUUGUGUCGCCGGCGCAGCGCAACGUUCCCAUCCGGUGCUUGAGGUUCAGGUUCUUUGAUUCGUCACUCACCGAGAACGAGAUUAUGCGUAUUGCUGACUUCUACAUCAAGAAAGGGAGGCCGGGCACCGAACACAGGGAUUCAAAACUUGAUUUGCUUGAGAUUGCUCACUGUUCUUCGUUUCCGUCUAGUAUUGCUUCAGCAGAGAAGUUCAUGCAUUGCUUCGAUACUAUCGAGCUGGCUGACGAUUAUGUCCUCCGUGCCUUGCAGCCCCCGUAUAGCUUCAAGGUCGUCCCUUUGUACAGUCAUUAUGAACGCAUCAAUCUUGUACGCUAUCCGCCAGUGUAGUACCUAGCCACAAAGUUAACUCGUGAACAUAU